Molecule: messenger RNA, 1109 nt
Organism: Eremomyces bilateralis CBS 781.70
Lineage: Eukaryota; Fungi; Ascomycota; Dothideomycetes; Eremomycetales; Eremomycetaceae
Product: phosphatidylglycerol/phosphatidylinositol transfer protein precursor
Exons: 3
Coding region: 172-696 (174 amino acids)
Biological process (GO): intracellular sterol transport
Molecular function (GO): sterol binding
Source: RefSeq, a predicted model, not a curated record
CAACUAUACUCCGCUCUCUCUAUUCAACCGUCAACUACUCUUGAUGUGAUAUCUGAUUGUCUCAUAUCAUAGUCUACACUGUACACGUACUUUCAGUUAUCCCUACAGGACUUACUAUCUACAUCCCAUUGUCAUCUUGAAUCCUUCCUUACUCUCGUCUCCUCAGGAACAAUGAGGUUCACAACACCUCUUGUCUCCCUGGUUCUUGCCAGUGCCGUUGCCGCCAACCAGCCAUUCCUAGGCUUGGGACUUGGAGGAAGCUCAAGCCAGGUUCAUUUGAAUGAGGAUAUCGAGGUUCCAGGCGACAAUCCGCUGUGCUUCUGCGAUGAUCCGUCGCGGGAUAUCCUGAAGAUAGACCAGGUGGAUUUGUUCCCCAAUCCUCCCCAACCGGGCGCGACAUUGACCAUCGCUGCGAGCGGGACUUUGAAGCAGGACGUCGAAGAUGGUGCCAAAGUCCACCUUCGAGUCAAAUACGGCCUCAUCACCCUCAUAAACCAAGACGCCAAUCUCUGCGAGCAGAUCAAGAAUGUCGACCUCCAAUGUCCCCUCAAAGCUGGAGCUCUUACAUUCACCAAAGAUGUCAAUCUUCCGCGAGAGAUUCCUCCGGGCCAUUAUACUGUGCUUGCCGAUGUCUUGAGUAAGGACGGCAAGAAGAUCACAUGCCUGACGGCCAAAGUCAAUUUCACCCGUGGCUGAUAAGAUGUUGUUGUCUGUAUUCCUUUCCAUAUCUGGGAAACCUUGGAAGAUUCCGUCAUACCGAUAGCAUACGCAAUUACGCAUUACUGUAGACUGGGACGUGCAUUGUGGAUCGAUCUUGUGCCAGCAGCAUCACUGGCUGCUCAUGUUUCUUGUAUUGGUUUGCGAGCGGCCUUUCAACUACUGUUCCACAACAUUUGUCACGAAUAGCGAUUGUUCUUCUGUCCCUGGGCGAAUAAUUUGAGGUUCGCAUUACAUAUGACGUUCAAGUUCCAUCUAAUAUUCGUGGGGAUGAUAGCACGCCUUAGCGUAGUCCGUAGCCAUACCAAAUCCUGUUAAUCAGACCCCGCUCAAACCCCGUGGGAGCACACCACGGUAUCACUGUACUACAAGAAAUGGCAUCUGACCUUUAG